AGUGUGUCCCGCCCACACGGCUAUCAGAGCAGUGGGAGCCGCCGUUGGAGAGAGACGAGCCAGCCAGUAGCAUCUCUGCCCGCAGCUAGCUAGCUACUAGCUCCACAGAGCUAGCUACUAGCUCCACAGCAAGGCCACUGCGGGAACAUGGCCACGACGGACAAAACCAAACAUGAAGGAAGAGUUAAAAUCGGUCAUUAUAUCCUCGGAGACACCCUCGGAGUGGGCACAUUCGGGAAGGUUAAAGUUGGCCAGCAUGAGCUGACGAAGCAUCAAGUUGCCGUGAAGAUCUUGAACAGACAGAAGAUCCGGAGUCUGGACGUUGUGGGCAAGAUCCGCCGGGAGAUCCAGAACCUCAAGCUCUUCAGGCACCCUCACAUAAUCAAACUGUAUCAAGUUAUCAGCACACCUACAGACAUCUUCAUGGUGAUGGAGUAUGUAUCAGGAGGGGAGCUAUUUGACUACAUCUGCAAGAAUGGAAAGCUGGAGGAGAAGGAGAGCCGGCGGUUGUUUCAGCAGAUCAUCUCGGCGGUGGACUACUGCCACAGACACAUGGUGGUGCACAGAGACCUCAAGCCGGAGAACGUCCUCCUGGACGCCCAGAUGAACGCCAAGAUCGCAGACUUCGGUUUGUCAAACAUGAUGUCAGACGGCGAGUUCCUGAGAACCAGCUGUGGUUCUCCAAACUAUGCGGCCCCAGAGGUCAUCUCCGGGAGGCUGUACGCGGGCCCCGAAGUGGACAUCUGGAGCAGCGGGGUGAUCUUGUACGCCCUGCUGUGCGGGACGCUGCCCUUCGACGACGACCACGUGCCAACGCUCUUCAAGAAGAUCUGCGACGGGGUCUUCUUCACGCCCCAGUACCUGAACCCCGCGGUCAUCAGCCUCCUCAAACACAUGCUGCAGGUGGACCCCAUGAAGAGAGCCACCAUCAAGGAGAUCCGGGAGGAUGAGUGGUUCAAGGAGGAGCUGCCCAAGUACCUGUUCCCCGAGGACCCGUCCUACAGCAACAACAUGAUCGACGACGACGCGCUGAAAGAGGUGUGUGAGAAGCUCAAGUGCACCGAGGAGGAGGUGCUGACCUGUCUGUACAGCCGCGACCACCAGGACCCCCUGGCCGUGGCCUACCACCUCAUCAUCGACAACCGCCGCAUCAUGAGCGAGGCCAAGGACUUCUACCUGGCCUCCAGCCCCCCGGACUCCUUCCUGGACGACCAGCACCUGACGUCCUCCGGGGCCCUGGCCUCCUCUUCCUACUACUCCUCCUCCUCCUCCUCCGCGGCCGCCGCCUCCCCCGGCGCCCCCAUCCUCAAGCCCCACCCCGAACGCGUGCCAUUCCUGCUGGCGGAGACGCCGCCGCGGCCCCGCCACACCCUGGACGAGCUGAACCCCCAGAAGUCCAAGCACCAGGGCGUGCGGCGGGCCAAGUGGCACCUGGGCAUCCGUAGCCAGAGCCGGCCCAACGACAUCAUGUCGGAGGUCUGCCGCGCCAUGAAGCAACUGGACUACGAGUGGAAGGUGGUGAACCCCUACUACCUGAGAGUGAAGCGGAAGAACCCUGUCACGUCCAUGCAAACCAAGAUGAGCCUUCAGCUCUACCAGGUGGACAGUAGAACCUACCUCCUCGACUUCCGUAGCAUAGACGACGACAUGCUGGAGACUAAAUCCGGGACCACCACGCCCCACCGCUCAGGCUCCGUGGGAAACUGCCGCGUCGCCCUGAAGAGCGAGGGCGACGGGGCCGACGGGAAGGGGGAAGCCCCUCCCACCACCCCGGUCACCACCACCACCACCACCACCACCUCCUCCACCGCCAGGCCCCCUGGGGACGGGUCGCUUGCGGCCUCAUCGCUGACCUCGUCGGUUGACUCCGUGGGGGGCGGUGAUGCCACGACGUAUCCGCGGCCCGGAAGCCACACCAUAGAGUUCUUUGAGAUGUGCGCCAACCUUAUCAAACUGCUUGCGCGAUAGCCACGCUAACUGUCGCUAGCCUUUUUUAUUUUUUCUUGCUCUUUCGUCUGUUUCUUCUUUUUCUUUCCCUUGUUCUUUCUUUCUCCGAUCUUUCUAGUUGUCUCUCGUUUCUCUCUCUUCCUCUCUCUUCCCCCCUCCCCCUCCUCUGAGUGUCUUUAAAGCAAUAAGCAUGCAACUGAGCCAUGGCUGGGUCCGUCCCCCCUGCUCUGGAUUAACUAGUUGUACCAUGGCACUGAUGCUGGUUCCCCGACACCCUGAACCCAUGGAAUGUUUAUCAAGCUGGGGUAGUAGGGGAAGGGUUGGGUGAGGAAGGGGGCACGCAGGAAGAAGAAGUGACAUGCGACUCAAUAGUCACGGCCUAGUCAACGUUUUAAGAGAUGUUUUUUUUUUUACAUAUUCAUGAUCAAUUUUAUUGGCACACGACCUCUUGUCUGUUGAGCGCAUCGCCCCAGACCCUCCUGCGUCUAUAGGAAACUCCUGAAUGAUUACACUGAAUCUUUCCGUACUGCAGCCAAGGAGACUUUGGUUUCAGUGCGGAGAACAAAAGCAAGGUUUACCCUGCAGAGGUAGGGCGGUGGGGGGAGGGAGAGUACACAUUGAGGUGAGGGUAGUAGCCAUGGGAAAGGAAGCAGGAAGCACUUUUGCACAGUUCUGUCCCUCUUGCUGCUCCACUGCUUGCUCUCUUUUUAUACAUGGAGACCAGAGAUGCGGGUUGCAGAAGUUUCAGGGGCGCUGCUCAUCCUAGCACUAAAUUUGUCAUGCCAACCGGCUCAUUGGACUACAGAUGUGAAAUGACCCCCCUUGGGGACCUCUCGUGGAAGAGGGGCUGGAGGAGCAGAGGAGCGCGUCAUCAUGUUGGCUUGAUUUUGUUUUUACUUUUUCUUCAGUUUUUUUUGUUUGUUUCCAAAACUAUAUUUCCAUGGUUUUGUCCUUGUAAAGAUACCUGUAUGAAUAUGUAUGUCCCUUGCAUUUUUUUAUAUAUAAAGAAUUGAAUAUAUUUAUCAGUGCUUUAAUUGGAGGCGUGGAGGAUAUAUAUAUAU
Molecule: messenger RNA, 3008 nt
Organism: Gadus morhua (Atlantic cod)
Lineage: Eukaryota; Metazoa; Chordata; Actinopteri; Gadiformes; Gadidae
Gene: prkaa1
Product: protein kinase, AMP-activated, alpha 1 catalytic subunit
Exons: 9
Coding region: 148-1968 (606 amino acids)
Biological process (GO): protein phosphorylation; intracellular signal transduction
Cellular component (GO): cytoplasm
Molecular function (GO): ATP binding; protein serine/threonine kinase activity
Source: RefSeq, a predicted model, not a curated record